Messenger RNA from Closterium sp. Yama58-4, 2388 nucleotides. The record is from the annotation of a GenBank genome assembly. Lineage: Eukaryota; Viridiplantae; Streptophyta; Zygnematophyceae; Desmidiales; Closteriaceae.
AUGCUUAUACCAUUGGGGCUGCUUAUGAGGGCCCUUAAGAAGGCCAACCCUGACAUGCCAUGGGUGGUUGUGACAGAAAGGGUUUCACGCGUGAGCAGCCGUGCGCUUGAAUACUUCGAGGUGGCCCAGCAACAGAACGGGGUGGACUGCGGUGUCUACGUCUGUAUGUUCGAGAAGGAGCUUGUGGGUCGAGCUUUCCAGUUCAUGGAAGACGGGAUCGCCCAUCCACGUUACAGUGCCUUGCAAUGCAGGCGCGAAAUUCGUGCUCUGAUGUGCGAGGCCGGUGAAGGAUCACUGCUAGAAUCGCUACAACUAAAGGGGGCCGACAUUCCCCAACAGAGUGAUCAGCACGGGGGGGAAGAUAGCGAUAGCGACCAGGGAGUUGUUGAGAUAAAGGAGCCAACCAUUCAAGAUGUAGCCGCGGAGCAGUGUUCCCAUGCUGCUCAGCUCAAGAACCUGCAUGAAGACAUGGAUGCUCUCAAGGACGCCGUUCACAAGGGAGAACAGGGGCUCGACAAAGUGACUAUGUCGCUGUCGUCACUCGUCACGGCCUUCCAGCAGCUGGCCGCCAAGAUCGGGUUCAAACUGCCGACGAGUGGCCUUGAGGAUCUGGACAACGACAACCCCACCGCCUCCACCGCUGCAGCCCCUCCGCCCCAGCGCGUGGCCGGAACAACAACUGAAGCUCCCGCGAACAGGGGCGCUGAUCCCCACGCUUCCGCCUGCGGCGCGUCACAUGCGCGUGCGACGCAUGGUCUCCCGGCCGUCCCUUCUCGCACCAUGCAUGGUCAGGCGGUUCCUCCAGCAUGUGCUACUACGGCUGCAUGUGGCAUGCCAGGAUUCGGUGACGGAUCUCUGCGCGCUUCAGCGGCUCCGGAUGGUGCUCUGCGCCAGCCAGGUGCCUCGGCCGGGAUUGCAGCCGCAGCCACUGGUCAGACAGGUGCAGCCGCGGGUCAGGCAGGUCCAGCAACUGGUGUACCAUCAACAUCGGCGGGGCACGCAACGGCAGCAGGCGGGGUUCCUGAUGGAGCCGGGAGUUUAGGGGGUGGAGCGGCCAACCUUCCAGCAACUGCCGCGGGACCGCCAGGUGGAUCAGUGCGUGUUCAGCCUCAUGCAGGCCAUGGUGCUCAGUCAGCGGCCGCAGCACAGACAGGUUCUGUCGGCGUAGCACCAACGCCGGCUCAUGCGCAGAAAUACGCGACCGCGACGGAUCCAGUGUCAUACCCGCCCGGCCCGACUGUGUGGCCCACAGGCGUAGAGGCACGGGCUCAAUCACAAAUUGUGCGGCCUAUCGUAGCAGCUGUGGUCCAGCCCAGAAACGAUGCAUGGGACCUAGUGGAACCCCCGACGGAGCUCACCAUGUUUCAGCGAGGUGUGCAGGUACAGGGUGCUCACCGGUUGGAUGCGCAGGCUGACACUGCGGCUCCUCAUAGGGGUUCGUCUGUAUGGUCAUCGGGGGAACCUUUCUUCACCCCCUCUGCCUUUCCCCCUGGGGCGCAUAUGCAUGGUGUACGCGCCCCUGCUGCGGUGGGGUUUGCGCAGCAGGCUGCUGCUGUUCCGCCGGCCGGCUCAGCAUCCGCCGCACAUUCAUGGCCGAUUGGCCAUGCACAGCAACCUCCCAACGCUGUUCACCCCGGUGCUGGGCAGCCAAACGACUUCGCACAACUGCCACUGACGACCCUUCGUCCCACGCGGCAAGAGCCUGAUGCAUUCCUCGCCACUGACGAGGUGCUCGACAAUACCAGCUGCCACCGUGGUCAAGCGUCCGAGUCUCGUGGUUUGGGCUUCUCAACCAUUAACGCUGGUUUCAUGCAGGGGUCCCGACACGUACUGCCAUCGCCGGCGGCAUCAUCAUCUAUGGUUCCCACGGCUCAGGGAGCGAUGAACGGUGAGGUGCCCAGCACCAAGGGGUGGACGGGCGUCACAAAGAAGCUGGACAAGGAUGAGUGGAUCGGUAGGAUAAUCCUAGACCGUGCAUCAACGUCGCUAAUCGUCAUCAACAGCCACUUUGAAUCAGAGGAUGAGGCGGCAAGGUCAAUCGCAGCUGCCUCGCACGUGAUGUUCGUUGACAAGCCAACGCGUGGGGACCUCAUUCCCUUGACAGCCGCCGACAAGGAGAAGCUCAGAGGGUGCACGCCGCACCAGUGUGAGGUGAUGGUCCGGAUGAAGUUCUGGCACAUGUGGGAGGAGUGGAGGAAUUAUUGGCCUGCUGCGAAGGCUAAGUGGGACGCGAAAAUGCGCAAAAUCCAGGAAAAGCAAGCUGCAAUAACGGCCAGCUUGGGGGAUGAUGAUGGUCGGGCCAACAAAAGGGCACGAGGUGAAGCUGAAGGAAUCGCCGGGGGUGAGACUGCGUCUCGCCGGGUGGGGUCGGGAACACAGGAUCCAUAG